UCCAUGUCAGAAACCAAACCGACCGUUCUCCGUCGACGCCGCCGUCCUUUGUCGCUCUCGCGCCUCCGCCUCUCUUCAUCUCUCUCGUGCUUCAGCCCCUCUCACUUUCUCGCCGUCUCUCUUCUCCGUACGCCGCCCGCCUUCUCGCCGCGUCACGCAGCACAUCAGCGCCCGCCUUCCCUCCCCCGCUGGUUCACGGCUUCCUCUCUCCCUUUCUGGCUGUCGCCAUCUUUCUCUUUUCCGCUGGCUCAUGUCAAAGCUGCCACCAAAUCUUCCUUCGAGGAUAGGAAGAGGGAAGAGAAGUUUUGAGGAGGGAUUCGAGGAGGUUCCUACGUUUCCAUAGGAGAGAGACAGAGCGCUAGAGAGAGAGGUAAGACUGUUGACUCCAUUUCCUUUUGUUUGUAUUUGAUUCUGGAAACUCCCAUAAACCCUAAGCCCUAAUGGUAUAAAGUCUCAAACUCCAAUCUUUAUAUUAUUCUUCGCAAAAAGCUUUGCGUUCUCUGCUUGCUGGUUGAUAGAUUAGAUUGCUCUGAACUUAAAAUCGUAGAAAAACCCAUCAAAAUCUAACCUUUCUCAUUGGAGACAACGAUCAGGUAGCUUCUCAUCAGAAACUCAUGUAAUUUCCUCGCCUGCAGUAGACUUGGUUUAUCACCAAUACUAAGAGGUUUGCUUGAUCCGUAAACCCAGAUACUGAAUUCCUGUAGGACAAAGAUGCUUCUGCUGCUUGUCAAUAGAAGGUUUAGAGAACUGGUGUUAUGUUAUCACAAAAAUUUGGCUUUCUCACGCACACAAAAGUCCAACUAUGUGGAUGUGAAAAUGAAAUGGAUGAAGGAUCCUUUAUAUGAUUCUGUUAACAUCCUUCUCAAAUCCAAGGAGCUCAGACCACUCAUCUCCCUCAAGAACAUUAUUUCCAAAGAACCCACUGGCUGUAUCCCCAUCUCUGCCGUCUCCAAGCAGAACCGCAUUCUAGAAGUCUCUGGCAAGGUUGCAGGAUUUCUCAGGAGGUACCCAGCUGUUUUCGAGGAGUUCACCGGUCCAAAGUACAACCUCCCAUGGUUCAAGCUCACUCAAGAAGCUGCUGAUCUUCAUCACAGAGAGUGUAAAGUCUAUGCGGCCCAUCGGUCAGAGAUUGUCGACAGAUUGAGGAGAUUGAUCCUUAUGUCGAGGGAGAGGAGUCUGCCUUUGAGGACAGUCCAAGGUAUGUUAUGGUAUCUCGGAUUGCCCGAAGAUUAUCUUAAAAAUUCAGAAGAGAUUUCAAAAGGAUACUUUCAGAUUGUGGAUAUGGGAGAUGGAGAGCAGGGAUUGAGUGCAUCAAUUUGUUCAAAUGAGCAGGUGUUUUCUGUGCUACAAAGGAAUGCAAUGAAGUCAAAUGGGAUCCUUCACUCGCCACCAUCAGUCAUUGAGUUUCCUCUUUUCCCUUCUAAAGGUUUUCGCUUAAAGCGGAAGAUUGAGUUGUGGUUAGAAGAAUUUCAGAAGGUCGAGUAUGUAUCCCCAUAUGAAACUUUUUCAAGCCUGGAUCCGAAUAGUGAUAUUUCAGAGAAGCGGGUGGCUGGGGUUCUUCACGAAUUGCUCUCUCUCUUUGUAGAUAACUCUGCUGAAAGGCGGAGGCUGCUUUGCCUCAAGAAGCAUUUAGGUUUGCCGCAAAAGUUUCAUAUGGUGUUUGAACGCCAUCCCCAUAUUUUUUACCUCUUGCUGAAGAGCAAGACUUGUUUUGUUGUCCUUAAAGAAGCAUAUUGUGCUGGCUCAGAAACUGCUAUUGAGAGGCACCCUCUUCUGGGAGUGAGGGAAGGGUAUGUGAGGCUGAUGAUCGAGUCGGAGGCUAUUCUGAGAAGCCGAAGGAGUACGAAACCUUUGGAAGAAAUAUCAUAAGGAAAUUACGAUGCAAAUCCCGGUUCCAAGAGUAGAGAAAAUCCUGAUUCUGUGUAGAUGGGAAAUGGAAGAAGGCUGCCAUAACUAGUUCUGUAAAUUUCAAUGGUAGCUAGAAUGCCAGAACACCAUAGUGGUUGCACAACAUGCUGAGUUAAUAUUAAAAAAAAAGAGCCCAUGCAAGUACUCCAUUGUUGUUAAUAUUAAAAAAAAAGCUACUGUUUUAUUGAAGCAUCAGUGCGAAGCUUCAGAUCAAAUUACAAGAUCUACGUCCCAGUAGAACUGAAGAACCCAAGAUACAGGAUGCAUCCAAUAAUCUCAUUAAAAAUUUUCUUGUCUCUUUUGCUUAUUCAUGAAAUAUGAGGAUCAAGAAUCAGCUAUUGUGCUGGAUAUUGUAGCUUCAACAUUGAAAAUCAUCAUGCUGCCACAAUUCAUAUUCCACUUUCAUCUGCAUCAGGAUUGCUAUUUAUUACCAAUGAUGGAGCUUUCAAGUUAAAUGUGCACAUCUCAAACCUAGUAGUUUGUAUCAGCUAGAGUUGUCACUGGAAAGCUAACUUUCUUUAGUAGCAUAUGUAUUUUUAGUAUAAGCAAGACCUCCUUUUUUCGGCGUAGUCUGUAUUUGCUGAAUUUUGUUCAUUUUGAUGAAGGUAGCACCAUAGGUAACAAUGGAUAAGAAAAUUCAACUCAUCAAGGGCCUGUUUUGUGGGCUUUCAAAAUUUUGAAUUGUGUUUCUAAAAACAAUUAUUAUUUGGAUGACAGUCUGUGUUCUGUGAUUGA
Musa acuminata AAA Group (dessert banana) is the source of this 2643-nucleotide messenger RNA. RefSeq names its product protein WHAT'S THIS FACTOR 9, mitochondrial-like. The record is from RefSeq and is a predicted model, not a curated record. Bases 712 to 1869 code for a protein of 385 amino acids. Gene Ontology annotation, molecular function: RNA binding. The transcript has 2 exons. NCBI's taxonomy places the organism in Eukaryota, Viridiplantae, Streptophyta, Magnoliopsida, Zingiberales, Musaceae.